This is a messenger RNA of Glycine soja, 2469 nucleotides long. Its product is annotated as subtilisin-like protease SBT4.14. Lineage: Eukaryota; Viridiplantae; Streptophyta; Magnoliopsida; Fabales; Fabaceae. The coding region runs from base 63 to 2309 and encodes 748 amino acids. Gene Ontology annotation, molecular function: serine-type endopeptidase activity. The transcript has 11 exons. The record is from RefSeq and is a predicted model, not a curated record. Gene Ontology annotation, biological process: proteolysis.
UGGUAUAUAAGCUUCUUCUUAGAGUCUGUUUGGCCAUGUUUUAGUGUCUCAAAAGCCAAAGCAUGCUACUACUAAAUAUGUUUCUAAAGAGACAUACAAAAUCCUUUUCUCUCCUUUGGCUUCGAUUAUUGCUAAUCUUGCUGAGCAUUGCUUCAGUUAAUGGAAAUGAGCAGAAGAACUUUUACAUUGUUUUUUUGGGAGCUCAUACAGAGAGCAGAGGCAAUGCACUUGACACUUAUUUAAAUGUUCUAUCUGCUGUGAAGGAGAGCUUCCUUGAAGCAAAAGAAUCCAUGGUAUAUAGUUACACAAAGACCUUAAAUGCAUUUGCUGCAAAACUGUCAGAGGAUGAAGCAAAGAAGUUAUCUGCCAUGGAUGAAGUGCUCUUGGUGUUUCAAAACCAGUACCGCCAGCUGCACACAACAAGAUCAUGGAACUUCAUCGGGUUACCUACAACUGCUAAGAGAAGAUUGAAAUCCGAGAGUGACAUAAUUGUUGCUCUUUUGGAUACAGGGUUCACGCCUGAGUCUAAAAGCUUCAAGGAUGAUGGGUUUGGUCCUCCACCAGCAAGAUGGAAAGGAUCUUGUGGCCACUAUGCAAAUUUCUCAGGCUGCAAUAAAAAGAUUAUAGGAGCCAAGUACUUCAAGGCUGAUGGAAACCCUGAUCCAUCAGACAUACUCUCUCCUGUGGAUGCUGAUGGCCAUGGCACUCACACUGCAUCAACUGUUGCAGGCAAUCUGGUCCCAAAUGCAAAUCUCUUCGGGUUGGCCAACGGAACUGCUCGUGGCGCCGUGCCAUCGGCUAGGUUGGCAAUUUACAAAGUUUGCUGGUCAUCUAGUGGAUGUGCAGACAUGGACAUACUUGCUGCAUUUGAUGCUGCUAUACAUGAUGGUGUGGAUGUAAUAUCUAUUUCCAUAGGUGGAGGGAAUCCUAGUUAUGUUGAAGACUCUAUAUCAAUUGGUGCAUUCCAUGCCAUGAGGAAAGGUAUAAUCACAGUGGCCUCAGCUGGAAAUUCUGGUCCAAGCCUGGGAACUGUAACCAAUACUGCACCAUGGAUUGUAACUGUAGCAGCUAGUGGCAUUGACAGGACCUUUAGGAGCACUGUACAGUUGGGAAAUGGAAAAAAUGUUUCUGGGGUAGGUGUGAAUUGUUUCGAUCCAAAAGGAAAACAGUACCCUCUUAUCAAUGGGGUUGAUGCUGCCAAAGACUCAAAAGACAAGGAGGAUGCUGGAUUCUGCUACGAAGGCACAUUACAGCCAAAUAAAGUGAAGGGAAAGCUUGUUUAUUGCAAAUUAGGAACAUGGGGCACUGAAUCGGUUGUGAAAGGAAUUGGGGGAAUUGGUACUUUAAUAGAAAGUGACCAAUAUCCUGAUGUUGCUCAAAUUUUCAUGGCACCUGCUACCAUUGUGACUAGUGGCACAGGUGACACUAUUACCAAAUAUAUACAAUCCACAAGAUCACCAUCAGCAGUGAUAUACAAGAGCCGUGAAAUGCAAAUGCAAGCUCCAUUUACUGCUUCAUUUUCAUCUAGAGGCCCAAAUCCAGGAUCCCAAAAUGUUCUUAAGCCUGAUGUUGCAGCUCCUGGCCUUGACAUCUUGGCAUCUUAUACUCUCAGGAAGUCACUCACUGGUUUGAAAGGGGACACUCAAUUUUCAGAAUUUAUUCUAAUGUCUGGGACUUCCAUGGCAUGUCCUCAUGUUGCUGGAGUAGCAUCUUAUGUGAAGUCAUUUCACCCACAUUGGACUCCGGCUGCAAUUAGGUCUGCUAUUAUCACCACAGCAAAACCAAUGAGCAAGAGAGUUAACAAUGAGGCAGAAUUUGCCUAUGGUGCUGGUCAAUUGAACCCAAGAAGUGCUGUGAGCCCUGGUCUAGUCUAUGACAUGGAUGCCUUAGGUUAUAUCCAGUUCUUAUGCCAUGAGGGUUACAAAGGUUCCAGUUUAUCAGCUUUAGUUGGUUCACCUGUAAAUUGCUCCUCUUUGCUUCCUGGUCUUGGCCAUGAUGCUAUCAACUACCCCACAAUGCAAUUGAGUCUGGAAAGCAACAAAGGCACAAGAGUAGGAGUUUUCAGAAGAACAGUGACCAAUGUAGGUCCUGCUCCAACCAUCUAUAAUGCCACCGUUAGAUCACCUAAGGGAGUGGAAAUCACAGUGAAGCCAACUAGCCUCACUUUUUCUAAAACCAUGCAGAAAAGGAGCUUCAAAGUAGUUGUGAAAGCCACAUCUAUUGGAAGUGAGAAAAUUGUAUCAGGCUCCCUUAUAUGGAGAAGCCCACGUUACAUUGUAAGGAGCCCUAUAGUUAUCAACAAUCCAUAAGGUUACAGUUAGCAUUGGCCUAACUAUGCUCAUAAAGUUGCCUUCGUAGCACUUGUUUUGCAUAAUGUAUUGUUGACAUUUUGUUUAUCAUGUGAUUACAAAUAUCUCUUGCAGUCUGUAUCCAAUACAAUCGUCAAAUAAAAAUGGUGUUAUAGUUUCA